AUGGAACCAAAACUGAGUGGUGGUGGUGUACCGGAAGAGGUGCUUCAGUCGUUGCUCAUUGCUUCGGAUUCAUCCUCCUACUCUCUAGAAGACUGCUUGAAGUUUCUUCUUGAGUCUUCCAAGACGGACUCAGGGCGCUCCGAUCUCGCUUCCAAGUCUAUCCUUCCUUACAUCCUACGUCUUCUUCCUUCCCGCCAUUAUCUGAAUCUCUCUCUCAAGGUCCUCCGCAACCUCUGCGCCGGCGAGGUUUCCAAUCAAAUCUCUUUCGUCGAACACGGCGGUUCUGCUAUCCUCUCCGACUUGCUUGCAGAGAAAACCAAAACCACGGAGGAGGAUCUCGAGACUGUUCGUCUCGGGUUGCAGGUUCUAGCCAACGUUGUAUUGUUCGGACAAGAGAAACGUCAGAGAGAUGUGUGGUUUCGGUUUUUCCCUGAGAGGUUCUUCUCAAUCGCUAAGAUUAGAAGGCUUGAGACAUGUGAUCCUCUCUGUAUGAUUUUGUAUGCUUGCUUUGAUGGAUGCUCUGAUCUUGCUUCUCAGCUUUGUCGUAUUAGUGUUGGCCUCACCAUCGUUGCUGAAACUAUACGGACUUCAUCUUCCGUUGGGUCUGUGGAUGAUAAUUAUUGGCUUAAGUUACUUGUUUCGAGAAUCUGUGUUGAAGACCAUUGUUUCCUUCAGCUCUUCUCCAAGUUAUACAAAGUUGUUGAUACGGUUCUUGGUCACAGGGAUGAGACCUUUACAUCAGAGCAAGUCUUUCUUCUGAGGAUGGUCUCUGACAUUGCAAAUGAGCGGAUAGGAAAAGUUUCAAUCCCCAAGGAUACAGCUUGUUCCAUUCUUGGAUUAUUCAAGCAAUCUCUUGACGUUUUUGAUUUUGCUUCUUCUAGCGAAAGGUCUGAGCUUCCUACGGGUUCAACUAUAGUAGACGUAAUGGGUUACUCUCUCGUGAUAAUAAGAGAUGCUUGUGCUGGAGGUAGCCUUGAAGAACUCAACAAGGAAAACAAGGAUUCAGUUGAUACUGUUGAGUUGCUCUUAUCCUCUGGACUGAUACAUCUCCUCCUUGAUCUGCUUCGCAAACUUGAUCCUCCAACAACAAUAAAGAGGGCUCAACACCAGAGUCCUAGUUCUUCUUCUUCUUCUUCAUUAAACCCUUGUCCAUACAGAGGAUUCAGGAGAGAUAUUGUGUCUGUGAUUGGGAACUGUGCGUACAGAAGGAAAGAGGUACAAGAUGAGAUCAGGGAGAGAGAUGGGCUCUUCCUAAUGUUGCAGCAGUGCGUGACCGAUGAUGACAACCCUUUCUUGAGAGAAUGGGGCUUGUGGUGUGUGAGAAAUCUGCUGGAAGGGAACCUAGAGAACCAGCAAGUGGUUGCUGAGUUGGAGAUUCAAGGAUCUGCGGAUGUGCCUAAACUCCGUCAAAUUGGUCUCAGAGUUGAAAUUGAUCCUAAAACAUCCAGGCCUAAGCUUGUCAAUGACACCUGA
Camelina sativa (false flax) is the source of this 1473-nucleotide messenger RNA. RefSeq lists its product as uncharacterized. Gene Ontology annotation, cellular component: cytosol. NCBI's taxonomy places the organism in Eukaryota, Viridiplantae, Streptophyta, Magnoliopsida, Brassicales, Brassicaceae. The record is from RefSeq and is a predicted model, not a curated record.